This is a messenger RNA of Durusdinium trenchii, 834 nucleotides long. NCBI's taxonomy places the organism in Eukaryota, Dinophyceae, Suessiales, Symbiodiniaceae. The record is from the annotation of a GenBank genome assembly.
AUGGCAUUAAUGCAUUUAUAUAUUCAUAUCCCUAGUUUGGAUGUUGACAGACUUCGCAACCAACCAGAUUUUGCAGCAUCAACUGGCAAGGUUAGACAUCAUGAUGUUUCCUCCCUAAAUGCUCUAUGGGAAGUGUGUCACAGGUCUGGCGAGCCCAAUCUCCUGUUGCUCCGGUGCAGGCAAACCUGGCACGGCGCAUUUCUGGAGAAGGAUGGCAGGGACUCAAAGAUGCAGCCGGAGGACCAGACGGUCCCAGCUCCACAGGUGGUGCCACCUGCGCAGCCGGUGGAUUUUUCCACCAUGGACUCGGUGGUGAAGUCCUCGCACCGGGCCAUGAUUUUAAAGGCAGAAUGGCAGAUGGAACCCCCAGCACCACCGAUGGAGGUCGCUGGGAGUCAGCCCGCGAGUUAUAGCGAAGCGCCAGGCCACUCACGGGGAGGUGCUGGCUAUAAGUCAGCCAUGCAGUUGCUGAUGGAAGCCAGAGCCGGCGAGGGCAGAUCUGCUGCGCAUUCGUCCGCCUUGCAGCUGUUGCGGGAAGCCGCUGCUGCCCCACGGCGCGGCGCCCGGCGCCGACCUCGACCAGCUCGCGCCCAACGGCGGAAGGAGCCAGGUCCAAAGGUGGAGCCGUUGCCAGUGCUGGAGCAUUAUUACAUCCACAAGCACAUCCAUCGACAUCACCAGCAGGUGGUCGGCAGCCGUGAGGAAGCGCUGCGCGCAGCUGAAGAGAUGAGAAAUGCCACGGAGGCCUCCUUGCAGCGAACGUUUAAGCCCAGAUCACGGCCGCAGGAGGUCUCACGGUCCACGUCCCUCCCAGUGCUCUCUUCUUCGAGGUGA